Dioszegia hungarica is the source of this 2427-nucleotide messenger RNA. RefSeq names its product actin interacting protein 3-domain-containing protein. The annotation marks the transcript as partial. Gene Ontology annotation, biological process: establishment of cell polarity. The record is from RefSeq and is a predicted model, not a curated record. Gene Ontology annotation, molecular function: cytoskeletal regulatory protein binding. NCBI's taxonomy places the organism in Eukaryota, Fungi, Basidiomycota, Tremellomycetes, Tremellales, Bulleribasidiaceae. The transcript is spliced from 7 exons. Gene Ontology annotation, cellular component: cell tip; cytoplasm.
CUCGACUCGUCCAUCACACGGCUGCUGGUUGUGACGAAACAGCUGCUACAGGGUCUGGAGCAAUGGGCGCAGGGAUACCUCACCGAGGAGAAUGUGAGCGACAUAUACGUGCGGCUGGGGGACGGAUUUGAGACUUGCGUGGGAGCCUUUCAUCGAGUCGGGAUAUCCACCAGGGAGCUCGAUGCGAUCCCCUCGGAUCUCCGAGUUUGCCUCGAACAAUGCCUCGCCGAAGACCCCUGCCAGGAAUCCCUCAACCUAUACCUCCCCGCUAUUCGACAAAUCAUCUAUAACCUCCUCGAGGGUCUCAAGCGGAGACAGGCGCUAUACAAGCGAAACAUGGCGAAUGCGAAUGCGAGCUCGCAGGACCCGGCGGUAGCUCAAGUUCAAGCGCAUCCUGCCCCGCCUCAAACGAUACGGGAGGUCUCUCCCUCCAAGUCGCAGCAGGGUCUAAGCGAGCAAGAGCAACCCGCUGGUCUGCCGGACAUACCUCCAGAGUCACAACGGACGCUAGCGGCGCUGAGGGGAUUUGACCCGCUAGAGAGGAGGGCGAGCAAGCGGUAUAGCAGCUUUGCAUUCAACAAGAUGCUGCCGAGCUCGCCAAACAAGCGGAGGGAUGGUGCCGGGGCGGGAAGCGGCUCAGGGUCUAGUCCCCAGAGACCAGCGAUGCGGCGGGCGGACAGUCUGCUGGAGAAGAUCCCGCCGAUGCCGCCUCUGCCUGAGGCACAUCGAGUGGACCCGUCCGCAUCGGCGAGGAUGGUCAAGGGGAUUAAUGGAGGGGACGGGAGCAAGACGCCGACACCGCCCACGCCCGCCUUGCUGCAGGUGUACCUCCAGCUCGGCCGGCAAGUCAAGCGUUGCAGGCUGGAAACGCCGGUGACCUUUGAAGGGCUCCGGCUGCUGUUCAUGGAGAAGUUUGAGUACGAUUCGGGACUGGGAGACUUUCCGGACGUGUAUGUCAGGGACCCAGUCAGUGGAGUGGGUUACGAGCUGGAGGAGAUAGAAGAUGUCCGGGAGGGGUCUGUAUUGAGCUUGAACAUUGAGCCGCUCGAUCAAGUCAGGCAGCACUUUGAUCAGACCUUCGCCGGCCUGAUGUCUGAAGUCAAGGAGAUGAAGAAAGCGCUAGAUCAUUCACGUCGAAUGUCUCUAUCAACCGCCACCUCCCUCCUCGCCCCUGCCUCCCGCCUCCCCUCUCCCCUCCUCGCACCUUCUGACCCCUCCCUCCCCUCUGUCCCCAUCCGCCGCGAAAAGCUGGAAGAGCAACACGAAUCCCUCCAAUCCCUCCGGCGCGAUCUGGCCGUCAUGCGCCAGAUCCACUCGGACUUCCUCUCGGAGACAAAAACGGCCUUUUCGGCGCUCCGGACCCAAAACAACUCGAUGAAGGAGGUCAUCAAGACCAAGAUCGGCGGCUCGCGCGCCUUGCUGGACAAUAGCAAAGCGAAGCUCGAAUCGCAAUGCAGCGAGACGAUCCAAGCGGUCGAGGAGAUCCAGGACAUUAUCGACGCGGCGCGGGAAGACGCUUAUAAGCGCUUCGUCACUCCGUCUUCUAGCCAUAUGAAGAAGAUCCGGACGGAGCUGGACCGGGCUCUAGGUCUAGCGGACCGAUUUGCGUCGGAUGUAGGCACGUCCGAAGGGACCUGGCGCGCGACGUGGGCGCAGGAGCUCAGUCGUGUCAAGGAAGAGCAGAACCUGCUUGCGCACCAGCGUAAACUGGGGGACGAUCUCAAGAAUGAUCUCAAGGACGCGGCGGAGAUGUGGGACAAUGUCGAGGCGUUCGUGUUGCAGCGGAAAGGCGACAUGUCGCCCUCCGGGACAGGGUCCAAGACGCCUACGAGAAUCAUCGGGUAUAGACCCCCUACGCCCGACGCGGACCUUCCGGGCGGCGGCGUCAAUAAUCUGCUUAUGGAGAUUAGGACGAAGGAGGCGGAUCCCAAUACCCGGCUCCGGGCGAUCGAGGCGCAGCAGCGUCAGCGCGAGAAGGAGAAGAUGGAGAAGUUGAAUGAGAAGGAUGAGUUUGCGGGCGAGCUGGAAGGGUUCGUGAAUGGGCGGAAGUUGAGGAAGACCGGUGGGACGGAAGAGGUGGAGAGGGCGAGGAGUCGGAGGCAGGAGUUGACGCUCAAGAAGAUGUUGACGGGGGAUCAACCGCCAUUGUCUAGUCAACAUACCGGCGGAGGGCGGAUGGGAUCGUCGGCCUCGGUUUCGACCUCGGGCUCGGCGGUCAACUCGCCAGCACCGGCUGGUGUCAAGUCGCCCGGAACACCAUCAAUGGGCGGAAAGGCGUUGACGCCGCAAAUGACAGGCGGGAGCAUCACCGGUGGAGCGCGAAUCAUGACGCCCCAGAUGACUGGCUCGAGUGUGCGCAGUGGAGUCAGCAGUGGAGGAGGGACAAAGAGGGGAAGCGUCGAGAUGGUCAAGGAGGAAGAGGGGUAG